Molecule: messenger RNA, 1747 nt
Organism: Ostrea edulis (European flat oyster)
Lineage: Eukaryota; Metazoa; Mollusca; Bivalvia; Ostreida; Ostreidae
Product: ceroid-lipofuscinosis neuronal protein 6 homolog
Exons: 8
Coding region: 83-1039 (318 amino acids)
Source: RefSeq, a predicted model, not a curated record
UAAAUAUAACGGCGAUUACAGAGUACUCUGAACUUCAGACGAUGUGGAGUUGAGGUUAAAAUCACAAGAAUAUUUGGGAAUUAUGGAAAACGGCAUCCGUCGUAGAGGGCGGAAUGAUGACCCGGAGGGACUGACGAUCGAAGACACGCGCGCACCUGUUACCGCCUACAGCGAUGCUCAGUUAUCGGAUGCGUGUGAUAUGAAGCCCCGGCGUUCUGUAGAAGGGUUUCAUUGGGAUAUUUGGCUCCUCAUGACUGCGCAGAACUGGAUCUUUGACUUCGGGAGACCUAUAGCUGCUCUCAUGAUUCCUGAGGAGCUCUUCCCUAUGUACCUCCCUAGUGUCGGAGAUUACUUUCACAUGAUAUAUAACUUAAUCACCCCGUUCUGCAUCCUGAAGCUUUUUGAGCGAAGCCAUACCAAAACUUCCUCAACAUUUAGAAGCCUCUGUGUAAUCACUUUCGUUAUGGGAGCCAGCAUACAUCUUGUAGGAGAUUCUGUAAACCACCGACUUGUCAAACUUGGCUAUAAACUCCAUCUGUCCGUCCGAGACAAUCCAAUGAUGCAAUCACUGCAACCACGUGGUCUUGUAGAUUCAUUUGUUCUUUUGUACAACUACGACGAAGUCAUAGGUCAUUUGAUGUGGUACAUACCGUUUUUCAUCAGUCUUUUUCUUUACUAUACUGGGUGUUUUCUGAGUUACCAAUCAGUGGACCUUGUCCGCCCCACGUUUUCUUGGUGGAUCCUAACAAUUCUGAGUAGUUUUUACUACUGGUAUUUAGUGACAGAAGGACAGAUAUUUUCUGUGUAUUUCAUUACAUUCGUCGCCAUGAUAGGGCUGAUGGUGUACAAGAGGAGGAAGCAGAACUCGCAGCUGGACAUUAACGGACGCUUCCUGUUGUACUCCUUCGCUCUGACCCUCCUGUUGGUGUUGGUGUGGGUGAUAUAUUUAUGGAACGAUGAGGCUCUGCGUGUGAAAUACCCGGGACUGCUAUAUAUACCCGAACCAUGGUCUUAUUACACGCUGUACCUUAAACAGUGAUACACAGCAUUGUUAACUCACACAUUCUGUAUGUAUAUAUAUAUUAUUACUACAGUAACUUGAUCCGAAGGGUCGGAUCACGUCGAGUUGACAGGCGCGGAUCAUCAGAUCACACGAGACGCGAAGCGUCGAGUUUGGUCUGAUGAUCCGCGCCUGUCAACGAGGCAGUCAACUUGAUCCAACUGUCAACGCCUGUCAACUUGAUCCAACUCUUCGGAUCAAGUUACUGUAGUAAUGAUAAAUUUAUUAUAUACCCCUAUGUAUUUUAAGUCCGCAUUUAUAAGAUGCUAAAUGUAAUCCAAAUUCUCAAAAAAUACAGACAUACAGUGAAAUUAUAUUUUGUGUACGCAGAUAUACUUUUUUGUUUUGUGACGUGGUCAAUAUUUUCCACAAAUAACGUUGCGUUGUUGCAUUGUGACGUCAUUGUGACGGCAUCAGUUUCAGAGGAUACUGAUACGGAAUCAGAAAACCACAGUGUGGUGAUCCGGAAAACCGGAUCACACGCUGUGAAAUCCACAGUAUCAAAGAACGAUACAUUGAUGGGUAUAUAAUAAAGCAUUGUAUCAUUGGUUAAAAUUCUGUUCAUUGGUUAACAUUCUGUAUCAUUGGUUAACAUUCUGUUCAUUGUCUUUCAACAUUGAAUUAUGUUUGCAUAUUAACACCAUCCUGACGAAUUUUAUUCAAAGAGAUGAUGAGAACAUUUCAAAA